AUGCGUCUUUUUCUUGUUUCUGUUCGUGUAGAACAUUCUAUCAAUAUGCUCAAAAUUCAUCCAACAAUACUACGUGUUCCUCAAGUAGGGAUUCUAAGAUCGGGAUUAGUUCGUUAUUCUACAAAGCCGAGAAUUAGUAAUUCGUUGUGGACUAUUCCUAAUGUGUUGACAUAUACGAGAAUUCUCACUACACCUGCCAUUGGGUAUUAUAUAGUUUCGGGAAACUCGACCAUGGCCUUGCUGUUGUUUACAUAUUCAUGCGUUACUGAUUUCGUUGAUGGGUUUAUUGCAAGAAAGUUUAAUAUGAAAUCGGUUGUGGGGUCCAUUAUUGAUCCUUUGGCAGACAAGUUUCUCAUGACGGCAUGUACGUUGUCGUUGGGGUAUAUUCAUGCCAUACCACCAGCAAUAGCAAGUAUAAUUAUAGGAAGAGAUGUGAUGUUGAGCUUCAUGUCGUUUUAUUAUAGAUACAAGAGCUUACCGGCACCAAGGACGUUUGAAAAGUUUGUUAGUAUUGGUCAAGUUCCUACAAUUAGCGUCCAUCCGAAUUUACUUGGAAAAGCCAACACUGCGUUACAGAUGUUUUAUAUUGGAAGUUUGGUAUACCGUCCGUUGUUGGAACUGGCACUUUCAGAUGCAUUUUUCGACGGGUUUGGGUUAGUGGUUGGUGCCACCACGCUAUUGAGUGGGGCUAAUUAUUUAUUUAGCAAGAAAGCAUGGAAAUAUGUAAAAUAG
Molecule: messenger RNA, 732 nt
Organism: Candida tropicalis MYA-3404
Lineage: Eukaryota; Fungi; Ascomycota; Pichiomycetes; Serinales; Debaryomycetaceae
Product: cardiolipin synthase
Exons: 1
Coding region: 1-732 (243 amino acids)
Biological process (GO): cardiolipin biosynthetic process
Cellular component (GO): membrane; mitochondrion
Molecular function (GO): cardiolipin synthase activity
Source: RefSeq, a predicted model, not a curated record